AUGGAGGGCCAGGUCCACGUCGAAGUGGAGUGGUCAGGAACUGAGGUAGAGCCAGCAGAACAGGGCACCAAGGCGGAGCAGGGAACCAGGGCAGAACCAGCAGAGCAGGAAGCCAGAGUGGAGCAGACGAAACUGGAGCUCACCAGGGUGGAGCAGACGGAACUGGAGCUCACCAGGGCAGAGCAGACGAGACUGGAGCCCACCAGGGCAGAGCGGAUGAGACUGGAGCCCUCCAGGAUGGAGCGGAUGGGACUGGAGCCCACCAGGGCGAAGCAGACGAGACUGGAGCCCACCAGGACUGCUUUGGAUGCGACUAGCUCAGGGAGUCCUGUACAUUGUUCGGUUUCGGUUGAGCCCGUGCAGCAGGGCAACUGGGUGACAGUGAGGCGGCAUAGUCGUGGGUCAAAACACCACUCUUCCGUUCCGAUCAGAACAUCAAACAGGUUCUCCCCACUCAGUGAAGCAUCCACUGAGAAACCUGAUGAAAGUGCUCUAGUUUUUGGCGAUUCUAUUGUACGGAACGUGAAAAUAGAGACACCAGCCACCAUAGUCCAUUGUUUACCGGGAGCCAGAGCGCCUGACAUCUUGGCAAAUUUAAAAGUGCUGACUAAUGCUAAACGUAAAUUCAGUAAGAUUGUUAUCCACGUCGGCGCUAAUGAUGUUCGACUUCGCCAGUCGGAGAUCACCAAAAAUAAUGUUAAAGAGGUGUGUGAACUUGCAAGUACGAUGUCAGACACUGUAAUAUGCUCUGGUCCGCUCCCUGCUUACCGUGGCGAUGAGAUUCAUAGCAGACUGUCGUCACUUAAUGGCUGGAUGUCUAAGUGGUGCCCGCAAAAUAACAUAGGCUUUAUAGACAAUUGGAAGAAUUUUUGGGGCAGACCUGACCUGUUGAAAAGAGAUGGUGUUCAUCCCUCCUGGGGUGGUGCCGCUCUUCUCUCUAGAAAUAUGAGCUAG
Molecule: messenger RNA, 954 nt
Organism: Onychostoma macrolepis
Lineage: Eukaryota; Metazoa; Chordata; Actinopteri; Cypriniformes; Cyprinidae
Exons: 3
Coding region: 1-954 (317 amino acids)
Source: RefSeq, a predicted model, not a curated record